GUAAACACCAUUGGUGGUUUUUUCUGCUAUCAAUACUCCAUUUAUAGAAACCAAACCAGAAAAUGUAGCUAAUGGCUGCAAACAAACACGAGAGAAAGUAUAGAGAAGAAGGCCUUGAGAGAACGAGAAAUAACAUUGACAAUUUGGAUUACACAUCACAUGGUCAAAGUGUCAAAAAAUAGAGAAAAAAAAAAAUCACACUUUAUCGCACAAUCACCCACUACAUUACACUUCCUCAAAUCACAGAUAGAGAGAGAGAGACACACACAUACGUGUGCCAUGUUGUUUGUGUUAGCAGUUUUCUUUCCUUCGCCGAUAAACACUCCUUAGCUCUAUCUUGUUGCUCAAUCCUCUCCCCUCCAAUCCAAUUUCUCUCUCUCUCUCUCUCUUCCCCUUUUCUUUUCCCCUGCAUAAAUUCCACGCACACCCACUUCCCAAUCCGCGCACACAGAUCCAAAGUUCUUCUCUUUUUCACCUUUCCACGCUAAUUCCCCAUCUGGGUCAUCCAAAUUCACAACAUUACUUUGCUAAUCAACCCAACCCUAAUUCUCUGUUUUUAAUCCCAAUUUUCAUCCCUUUGGUUUUCCUGAUCAGAAUCUUCCACCCAUGUCGCGAGUCUUCGGUAGAUGGAAGAAUGCGAAGGAAAUGGCGUUGCUUUCGGGGUCCCUGCCACGUGGGCACCAUCGAACCGGGUUCAAUUUUUGCCCAAUUUCGACCCACCUGAACAUGAUCGCCGGCCACCGGUGGCGGGAGGCUCCGGUGGGGGUUCAGGAGCGGUACAAGUGGGACCGCGGCGGGUCGGACGAUACCUCGUCCCGGAAGAUCCGGGCCGAGGCGAAUUGCCCACGUUGCACCAAAGACAUGAACCUUGUUUUCUCCAAUCGCCACUUUCCCACCCCACAAAUUGAAUCUGAAUUGGGUGGUGGAGAAAGAGAAAAGGGUUACCAAUCGGUGAACCUUUGCCCAAGUUGCAAAACUGCUUAUUACUUUCGCCCUUAUGACACUACACCUUUGCAAGGUACCUUUGUGGAGAUUGGUAGGGUCACUAGUACUAACAAUAAUGGUGUUAAUAAUGUAAGCGGUAAGGGGCCUUCUCCUAGGAGGAUCACACAUGGGAAGGGUGGUGGCAAAGAGGGUAGUAGUAGUAGUACUAAUAAGGGGGAGGAAUUUGGGGGCAAGAGUAAUAGUAAUGCAAGUAAAUGGCUUGAAGUGUCAUUGUGGGAGACUUUGAUGGCUUACAAUGGUGGUGCUGGUGGAGGUGAUGGUAGUAAUGGCGAGCCACCUGAGUCGUGGCCGCUGCCACCAGAUGAUGGUAGUAAUGGGAAUGGGAAUGGGAAUGGAUUGGCUGUGCAUACUCCUCCAGGCCCACCUUUUGCACCUGGGAUUAAUGUUAUCCGGGCUACGGGGCCACGGAAUGGCGGAUCGGGUGGUGCAGGUGGGGGCAAGGGCGAGAAGACUGCCUGGGGAGGGUCUAAUUUGGGGAAGGAUUUUCCCUCGCCCAAGGAAAUCUGUAAGGGUCUCGACAAGUUUGUUAUUGGCCAACAGAGAGCCAAGAAGGUGCUCUCUGUAGCUGUUUAUAACCACUAUAAAAGAAUAUACCAUGCCACUUUACAGAAAGGGUCAGCCGCAGAUUCAGGAGCUUCAGAAGUAUUAGAUGAUGACGAUAAUGUGGAACUAGAAAAGAGUAAUGUUCUCUUGAUGGGUCCAACAGGGUCAGGGAAGACAUUACUUGCUAAAACACUAGCUCGAUUUGUGAAUGUGCCGUUUGUCAUUGCUGAUGCAACAACCUUAACACAGGCUGGUUAUGUUGGAGAAGAUGUCGAAUCAAUACUGUAUAAACUACUUGUGGCAGCAGAUUUCAAUGUUGCAGCAGCUCAACAAGGAAUAAUUUACAUUGAUGAAGUUGACAAAAUAACUAAGAAGGCCGAGAGCUUAAAUAUCAGUCGGGAUGUUUCUGGUGAGGGUGUUCAGCAGGCAUUAUUGAAAAUGCUGGAAGGAACUAUAGUAAAUGUUCCUGAGAAAGGAGCUAGGAAGAAUCCACGGGGGGAUAACAUUCAGAUGGACACAAAAAAUAUUCUUUUUAUAUGUGGUGGAGCAUUUAUUGAUCUUGAAAAAACCAUUUCGGAGAGACGACAAGAUUCUUCUAUUGGUUUUGGAGCCCCAGUUCGUGCAAAUAUGAGAGCUGUUGGAAUAACAGAUUCUGCAGUAACAUCAUCUUUACUUGAGUCAGUGGAAAGCGCUGAUCUUAUUGCAUAUGGCCUCAUACCAGAGUUUAUUGGACGAUUCCCCAUUUUAGUCAGCUUGUCAGCUUUAACUGAAGACCAACUUACGAUGGUCCUCACUGAACCAAAAAAUGCUCUUGGCAAGCAGUACAAGAAAUUAUUUAGCAUGAACAAUGUUAAGUUACACUUCACAGAGAAUGCUCUAAGGCUGAUAGCAAAAAAAGCGAUGGCCAAAAAUACUGGUGCCAGGGGUUUAAGAGCCCUACUGGAAAGCAUUUUAACCGAAGCCAUGUUUGAGAUUCCUGAUAUUAAGACAGGAAGUGACCGAGUUGAUGCAGUUGUAAUCGAUGAAGAGUCAGUAGGAUCACUAACUGCCCCUGGAUGUGGAGGGAAAAUUCUUCAUGGAGAUGGUGCUUUAAAGCAGUACCUCGCUAAGAUGAAGGAUUCAGCGGUGAAUGUAGACGUAGGUGAAUCAGAUUUACAAGAGGGGGAUUUGGAGCUUUCAUCAAGAGCCAUUAGCUUGUGAUAUUACUACAUCUACCAUAUUCGGGACUUGUUUUAAUCAAACCUAGAUGGCUGGAUUGUGCAACACGUGUGAAGAUAUCAUCCCUCAGAAUCCAACGUACCUUUCUCUCUCUGCCGCUUUCAUUUUCCUUCUACUGCGCACUCCUCCGCCCUUCACCACGACGCCGCCGGGUCAGCUUAGGGACUUCUUCUCAUCGCCAUUGUCGAGGUUUUCAUACUCUCUUUUUUUCUCUUCUUCCAUCUCCCUUGAAAAUCCUUUCUCAUUUCCUCGAGAAACUUUCCAGAUCCAAAUGUAACCCGUAGUUAAUCAAUAUCAGUGUCACUGACCACAAAUGCGGUGUUGAUCUGAAGCUUAGACAAUUAAUUUUU
Molecule: messenger RNA, 3116 nt
Organism: Glycine soja
Lineage: Eukaryota; Viridiplantae; Streptophyta; Magnoliopsida; Fabales; Fabaceae
Product: CLP protease regulatory subunit CLPX1, mitochondrial-like
Exons: 16
Coding region: 607-2748 (713 amino acids)
Biological process (GO): protein catabolic process; proteolysis; protein folding
Cellular component (GO): mitochondrial matrix
Molecular function (GO): ATP binding; ATP-dependent protein folding chaperone; ATP hydrolysis activity
Source: RefSeq, a predicted model, not a curated record